Mugil cephalus (flathead mullet) is the source of this 3454-nucleotide messenger RNA. Its product is annotated as tripartite motif-containing protein 16-like. The record is from RefSeq and is a predicted model, not a curated record. The transcript has 2 exons. NCBI's taxonomy places the organism in Eukaryota, Metazoa, Chordata, Actinopteri, Mugiliformes, Mugilidae. The coding region runs from base 1071 to 2861 and encodes 596 amino acids. Gene Ontology annotation, molecular function: protein binding; zinc ion binding.
GCAUAUGUGUUGAUGUUAAAUGCAAGGUGUGAGACUAACAUUGCCUGUAAGCUAAACAUACUUGGCUGAGAAAGACCACAGGCAAAGGCAGACUCCAGCACUUAGCUUUGAUGUCCAUUGAGGAGAUGAUUGAGAGGGUUGUUGAGAGAGCCACGAAAACAACAUUGACAGAUUUGACUCUCUCAGGUGAGGCGGCAUAGAUUGGAGGAGACAGACAUGGUUGGAACUUACAGGUACCUGGGUGACCACCUUGAUGACAGACUGGACUGGUCAACCAACUGUGAUGUCUUGUUUAAAAAGGGACAGAGUAAAGCUCCACUUUCUAUGAAGGCUGAAAUCGUUUUAUGUGUAGUAGUGAAAUGCUGUACAUGCUGUACAUAUGCUGUCGUCUGUUGGUGUGGCAGCCUGACAGACAAGAACGUCUGGACAGCGUCUGGACAAAUUAACGUGCAGGGCUGGUUUGGCUCAGGGAAGGGAGUCUGGACUCUGUGGGGACUGUCACUGAAAGGUGCUGUUGUAUCCACAUCUGGAUCAUUUUAGCUACUUUGUUGUAUGUGGGACAAUAAAAGACCAAAAAUCUCCAAAGUAGAAGCGCCUGUGCAACACUGCAACAUAUCAACCAAUAUAUGAUUGACUGAAAAUUCACAUAACCAUGACCAAACUAAGAGCAAAUAUCAGAAUACGCUAUUCUUUUUCAAAACAUUUGACUCUUUAGAAGUUACUGAACAUGAAUCAGUACUGAUACUGAACUCGAGAGCUCAAUAAAUGCCUGUAAGUAUUUAACACCACUAAACUCAAUGUCUGUAAUUACAUUUGAAAACAUGUCACCUUGUAAGCAAACACUUUACAAUUCACUUCUGAUUUAGAGAUAGAUUGAAAGCUAAUGUUAUCCUUUCAGUGAUUUGUUAAUAUGUUUGAUGUGACUCAAACUGUCUUUAUAAAACUGGUCGGAACUAUGAGAAGGAAAAUGAACUUUAGAACUUAACUGUGUACUGUUUUGUACUUUGUGCUGUUUUUAUAUGUGCAGGUGAAAUAAAACUUUAUUGAUUUAUGUUUUAAUAGUUUAAUAAAUGGCUUCAAGUCACUCCCCUUCCAGAAAUAAGAGUCUGAUAACGCCUCUCGCUUCUUCCUCAAAAGCACAUUGCACAACUGUAAAGUCUUCAAAGAACACAAGCUUCCAUUCACUGACAUUGAGAGCAGAGAUGGCUCAAAAAGGAACUGAGCUGGAUCGAGAAACCUUUUCUUGUUCCAUCUGUCUGGAUCUACUGAAGGAUCCGGUGACUAUUCCCUGUGGACACAGCUACUGCAUGAACUGUAUUAAAACACACUUUGAUGAAGAGGAAAAGAAGAAAACCCACAGCUGUCCUGAGUGCAGACAACUCUUCCCAUCGAGGCCUGUCCUGGUGAAAAACACCAUGUUGGCAGUUUUAGUGGAGCAGCUAAAGAAAACUGGACUCCAAGCUGCUCCUGCUGAUCACUGCUAUGCUGGACCUGAAGAUGUGACCUGUGAUUUCUGUACUGGAAGAAAACUGAAAGCCUUCAAGUCCUGUUUAGUCUGUCUGGCAUCUUACUGUGAGAAACACCUUCAGCCUCAUUAUGAUGCAGCUCCUUUAAAGAAACACAAGCUGGUGGAUCCCUCCAAGAAGCUCCAGGAGAACAUCUGCUCUCGUCAUGGUGAGGUGAUGAAGAUGUUCUGUCGUACUGAUCAGCAGAGUAUCUGUUAUCUCUGCCCUGUGGAUGAACAUAAAGGCCACGACACAGUCUCAGCUGCAGCAGAAAGGACUGAAAGGCAGAGAGAGGUGGAGGGGAGACGACACAACAUCCAGCAGAUGAUCCAGGACAAAGAAAAGGAUGUGAAGCUGCUUCAACAGGAGCUGAAGGCCAUUGCUCACUCUGCUGAUAAAACAGUGAAGGACAGUCGGGAGAUGUUCACUGAGAUGAUCCAUCUCCUCCAGGAAAGAAGCUCUGAUGUGGAGCAGCAGGUCAGAUCCCAGCAGGAAACUGAAGAGAGUCGAGUCAAAGAGGUUCAGGAGAAGCUGGAGCAGGAGAUCACUGAGCUGAAGAGGGAAGACGCUGAGCUGAAGCAACUCUCAGACACAGAGGAUCACAACCAGUUUCUACACAACUACCCCUCACUGUCACCACUCAGUCAAUCUACACACUCAUCCAGCAUCAAUAUCUGUACUCUGAGGAACUUUGAGGACGUGAAAGCAGCUGUGACAGAGCUCAGAAAGAAACUAGAGGACAUUCUGAGAGAGACAAGGACAAACAUCUUACUGACAGUGACUGAAGUGGAUGUUUUACUGUCACAACCAGAGCCAAAGACCAGAGAUGAAUUCUUAAAGUAUUCAUGUGAAAUCACACUGGAUCCAAACUCAGCACACAGAAAUCUGGUACCGUCUGAGAGGAACAGAAAAGCAACAUUCAUAUUACAACAACAGUCUUAUCCUGAUCAUCCAGACAGAUUCACUGAUUUUCAUCAGGUCCUGAGUAAAGAAAGUCUGACUGGAUGUUGUUACUGGGAGGUGGACAGGAAAGGGAUUGUUGGUGUAGCAGUCACAUACAAGAAUAUCAGCAGAUCAGGAAAAGAAAGUGGAUUUGGACGUAAUGACAAAUCUUGGUCAUUAGAAUAUUUCCUCACCAGUGCAUUUUGGUACAACAACAUCAAAACCGCCAUCUCAGGUCCUCGUUCCUCCAUAUUAGGAGUGUACCUGGAUCACAGAGCAGGUAUUCUGUCUUUCUACAGCGUCUCUGAAACCAUGACCCUCCUCCACAGAGUCCAGACCACAUUCACUCAGCCACUCUAUGCUGGAAUCUGGAUUAGUUUGCUGUCAAGUGCUGAGUUGAUUAAAGUGAAAUAGACAGAGGUAACUUCAGGACCAGAGAGUUAAAUCCUGUGUUUCUCUUCAUCAACUUGUUUUCUCUCCAUGUUUGUUGCUGAGAGUUCAUUGUUGUGGUGUUUCUGCUCAGAGAUCAGCUGUCAGUCAAACAUCAUGGCUGCUACCUUGACAUGUUUAAUAGUUGUUCUCUGGAUGUUUCAUCACUUUCUUUAGGUGGAGCUCUUUCCUGUGUCUGUUUAGCCAUGGAGGAUAUCACUGCUCAUGAUGACUUUUAUUUCCAUUACAAUCUAAACUUCUCCGAGCUCUUAAUGUCUGAUGAAUAUUUGUAUUAAUGUAUUUGUGUUGUUGUUUCUCUUCCAUUUCAUAUCAGAGGAAUCAGCAGACCUUCUUUUAUCACUGAUAUGUUGUUGGUCCUGCUAUUAACUUAUCUUUACAAGUAUUCGUCAGAUCAAAUGUUUUUUAAAUUCAUUUAAAAUGAGGUUUAUGAAACUAAUCAUUGUGAUCAUUACUGAGGAGGAGAUCAUUUAUUAUUUUCUUGGUUACACUGAAUGAUUGUGUUGAUUUUGUAAGAUUGUUUUUCUAUAAUCAAUCAAUAAAGGUGUUUAAAGAACUCA